Pteropus alecto (black flying fox) is the source of this 3248-nucleotide messenger RNA. It is a transcript of the gene ANKH, whose product is annotated as ANKH inorganic pyrophosphate transport regulator. The record is from RefSeq and is a predicted model, not a curated record. The transcript has 12 exons. Gene Ontology annotation, cellular component: membrane. The coding region runs from base 1 to 1398 and encodes 465 amino acids. Gene Ontology annotation, molecular function: phosphate transmembrane transporter activity. Lineage: Eukaryota; Metazoa; Chordata; Mammalia; Chiroptera; Pteropodidae. Gene Ontology annotation, biological process: phosphate ion transmembrane transport.
AUGAUGAAAAACAGGGCCUUGAACCGGGGGAUCGCGGCUGUGAAGGAGGAUGCGGUGGAGAUGCUGGCCAGCUACGGGCUGGCCUAUUCCCUGAUGAAGUUCUUCACCGGCCCCAUGAGUGACUUUAAAAACGUGGGCCUGGUGUUUGUGAACAGCAAGCGAGACAGGACCAAAGCUGUCCUGUGCAUGGUGGUGGCUGGUGCCAUCGCUGCCGUAUUUCACACCCUGAUAGCCUAUAGCGACUUAGGCUACUACAUCAUCAAUAAACUGCACCACGUGGAUGAGUCGGUGGGGAGCAAAACAAGAAGGGCCUUCCUGUACCUCGCCGCCUUCCCCUUCAUGGACGCGAUGGCGUGGACCCAUGCUGGCAUCCUCUUAAAACACAAAUACAGUUUCCUGGUAGGAUGCGCCUCCAUCUCAGAUGUCAUAGCUCAGGUCGUUUUCGUAGCCAUCCUGCUCCACAGCCACCUGGAGUGCAGAGAGCCCCUGCUCAUCCCCAUCCUCUCCCUGUACAUGGGUGCCCUCGUGCGCUGUGCCACCCUGUGCCUGGGCUAUUACAGGAACAUCCACGACAUCAUCCCCGACAGGAGCGGGCCGGAGCUGGGGGGAGACGCCACGAUAAGGAAGAUGCUGAGCUUCUGGUGGCCUCUGGCUCUCAUUUUGGCUACGCAGAGAAUCAGCCGGCCUAUCGUCAACCUCUUCGUUUCUCGGGACCUUGGUGGCAGUUCUGCAGCUACAGAGGCAGUGGCGAUUCUGACAGCCACGUACCCGGUGGGUCACAUGCCAUAUGGCUGGUUGACGGAAAUCCGCGCUGUCUACCCUGCUUUUGACAAGAAUAACCCCAGCAAUAAACUGGUGAGCACAAGCAACACGGUCACGGCAGCCCACAUCAAGAAGUUCACGUUCGUGUGCAUGGCCUUGUCACUAACGCUCUGUUUCGUGAUGUUCUGGACCCCCAACGUCUCCGAGAAGAUCCUGAUAGACAUCAUCGGCGUGGACUUCGCCUUUGCGGAACUCUGCGUCGUCCCUCUGCGCAUCUUCUCCUUCUUCCCCAUCCCAGUCACCGUGAGGGCCCAUUUCACCGGGUGGCUGAUGACCCUGAAGAAGACCUUUGUCCUGGCCCCCAGCUCCGUGCUGCGGAUCAUCGUCCUCAUCACCAGCCUCGUGGUCUUGCCCUACCUGGGGGUACACGGAGCCACCCUGGGCGUGGGCUCCCUCCUCGCGGGGUUUGUGGGAGAAUCCACCAUGGUCGCCAUCGCAGCCUGCUACGUCUAUCGGAAACAGAAAAAGAAGAUGGAGAAUGAGUCAGCAGCCGAGGGGGAGGACUCGGCCAUGACGGACAUACCCCCGGCAGAGGAGGGGACGGACACCGUGGAAAUGAGAGAGGAGAAUGAAUAAGGCGUGGCGGCCGCGCGGGCAGCCGAGCCGAGCCGAGUCUUCAGCCUCGUCUCCUCUCCCAUUGCGUUUCGCUCUGCUUUGGUUUUGGUUUCGGUUUUAACGAGAGGCCUUGAUUUAAAGGUUUCAUGUAAACUCUCUGGCAUAUAUGCCCACACUCAGGCGGGGACCUAGAGGGUGGUCUUUGCCGCUGCUUUGUAAAAACCAACAAAAACAAUUGACUUCAUGCCCCCGCUUCCUGAAACCCCAAAAGACAUAGUUGCCUUGUAGUCCGAGUUGCGUCCUCCGCCCUCGUCCCCCGUGCAUUCUCCACUUGGAACCAAAGGACUGCGGCUGUGCCGUCCGUCGCUUCUCGGCCACCACUGCCCAGCAGGCCAGACUUCACCCUGUCCCUUUUCAUCUCUUUUAAGAAUCAGCAGGUUACAACUCAGCUUUAAUUGGCUUCUCAGUAACACGGCCGAACAGAGGGGACCCCGGUGGCCUCCCACCGUGGAGUCAUCAACUGUCCACCGCACACCUGCCGACAGGCUGCAGCCGGAGCGGCCGUGCACGCCAAGGCAUGGAUCUGCGACGGCGCUGGGCGGACGGAUGGACAAACGUCCCGUAGGAAGGCUCAGGACACCGUGGGAGCAGCCGAGUGACGACACUCGCCUGUCACCUUGCCUUCUCCUGGACCCGAGUGAGCUCCCGCACUGUGCCCCGCCGUGUACGCAGCUGAGCUAACUCUUUAAAGUGGUCACAGGCGCGCAUCUCCAAAUGUCGGCAUCCUUCCGCAUGGCUUUCCCCGAAGGCUUGUCUUUCACCCCCCUUUCCUGAAGAUGGCACUAGAGGAAGGGAAAUGGAGCGUUGCUAACUUUACAUUUUAGUUUUUUAAGUGGACUGAAGCUUUAAGUCAUAAUCUAGCAUUCUAAUGCCAGGUUGCCGUAUCGUAACUUCUGAAGUAGAUGUAUUACCUGGUUCUGCCAUUCUUAGUCAUAAUCACACGGUACAGGUUAAUUCCGCGUGUGACUCCCCUUCUCAUGCCACAGGAUAAAGCAAGACAUUUUAUAAACAGUAUCAAAGUCACUAUGUGAUAUUCCCUGAGACGACACAUUUGAAAUCCAUUUAGUGCAGUAUAUUUUUCUAAGUUUUGGAAAGCGGGUUUUUUCUUUAAAAAAAAAAAAAAUUAUGGACACAGUUCAGCAAAUUCUUGAUUUCGUCGAAAUUCCUAGACUGAAAGAACCUAAACAAAAAUAUUUUAAAGAUAUAAAUAUAUACUGUAUAUGUUAUGUAAUUUAUUUUAGGCUAUAAUACAUUUCCUAUUUUCGCAUUUUCAAUAAAAUGUCUCUAAUACAAUACGGUGAUUGCUCGUGUGUCAACAUACCCGCAGUUGGAAUGUAUUGUAUCGAUGAUCACUGUAUCUUAUUUUCAGCAAUUUCACAUAGUCUGUCAUUUGUACGUAAAUUUAAGGGUCAGUAAAUGACUAGAGAACUAUUUUUCACCGUGGGUAACAGGUUUAAAUGGGCAGUAGUGGGAAUGGAAAUAUAUACUAGAAGGGCAAAAAACAGUCAAGCCUUCUGUGUUUAUUGUUUUCAGUGCUGUAUAAUCCUGUUGUUACUGGAAGAAAAAGGAAUGUAAGGGCGUAAGGUCAGCUGUGAGCAUCACGGGGGUGCAUUCACAUAUCCGGACACCCGGUGACCCUCGGGGGUGCUCACCAGGGUGACACAUCCUCAUGCGCUCAUAUCUAUGUGUACUGAAAAGUAAGAUGCACAGCUUUGGGGUGGUUUCAGGGGCAGAUCUGCGAAGACGGGAAAAACGAGUUGUAUCAGCUUUUUAAAAAGUACACGACUAGAAAAUUAAACAGUAUUUUUUAA